UUUAGUCACAUUAUUGAAUAGUCUUAACUUUAUAUAGGUUAUCAUAAGUCAACCGUACAAAUUUAAUAUAAAUUAGAUAUAAUAAACAAAUAUCAUUUACCAUCAACCAUAGAAGAAGAGGUUUUAACAUUUCAUAGGAAUGGUUAGAUUUCUCAUUCGAUGUUGUGCUAUUUUCUUGCUUUUUAUUUCAUGUAUUGGAAUUAUAAAACAUAAUUACAAAGAGCGACUGUUGAAAGGAAAUGCUGAAUUUGAUUCAAUAGCACACGGAAAUACUGAAAAUAGUCUAACUGUAGAUGAAGACUGCAACGAGACCUUUGCAACAACUCUAGAGGAGAACCUACAUGUUGUUGAGAACUACCCUGGUGGUACAGCGGAUAGUUACAUGUGGAAAAUUGGUGGAUCUCUUAAACAGCCUAUCACUCAAAGACAAGGCAGCCCCGUGCUAGUAACAGCAAUUUCCAGUCAAUAUUUUCCACUUCUAUUUGGCCUUAUAAAAUCAUAUCAUGGCCAUGCGCUCGACCGAGUGGAGGGAGUAAAAAUAGAUUUUUUGAUUUACGACAUCGGAAUGACGAAAUUACAAAGGAAACUUAUUAAGGACUCUGGGAUGCCUUUUGAAAUUCGUAAAUUCCCGUUUGACCAAUUCCCGACACAUGUUAAAGCACUGAAAUAUAUGGCAUGGAAGCCUAUAAUAAUUCAGAUACUUCUCAUGGAGUUUGGAUUUGUCUGGUGGGUGGAUUCUCCAGUCCGAUUUAAAACAUUAGAUGUUGAAAAUUUAUUUUGGGCAGCUAAAAGAUAUGGAUUGCUUUUUAACAUUUCCCCUGAAAUGGUUAAGAGGAAUUUAACCAAAAGUUCAGAUGCAAGAACUUUUAAGUACCUCGGCGAUGACAGUUGUAAAUUCAGAAAUUGUCAUGUCCCGGAUGCAAACUCUGUUCUUAUUUAUUUUAAUUCCGUUACCAGAGUAAUUAUCCGCGCAUGGACAAGGUGUGCAUUAGAUAAAAACUGCAUCGCGCCACACGGAUCAAAACAUUGUGACGUCAGUGCGACUUAUACCGGAAGUUGUCAUAAUUACGAUAAAUCGGUGUUAGGAAUUUUAACAAGCCGAGUUCAUCAUCAAGAGAAAGCGAAUUCGUUUAUGAAAGUUUUGAGUGAAAUAAUAAUUAUUAACCGAACAGACACUCUAACAAAUAAUUGCAAAAAUGAUGUGUGUGAAUUUUAACACUUACCAGACUAAAUAUCUUGAUUUCGAAAUAAACAAAACCAUUCAUCAUUUUAGAGAAAAUUUCGAAAUAUAAGCUGAAUGAAUAGCGAUAAGUGUAGACCAUUAUCAGAAGGCCCGGGUGUUCUGGUUGAUCACUGUCUGCACUGGUUGCAGGCCGCCAGCAGAUUCCAUUUGGAAGAGUAACCAAGAAAUUUAUGUCUAGUUGAACUCAAAAGCGGUUUCGGUGACCCCUAUAUUUUCGCAUAAAAUGUUUUUUGUUAUUAAAUUCAAAUAAAGUUUUAUAAAUAAGUAACUUUUAAUACGGAGUUUUUGUUUGCUAAAUGUCUAUAUGAAACCCUAGCAUACGCCUAUAGUCUGAAGCGAGAUAUUUUGACAACAGCAGAAUUGCGAAAUUAGAAAAGUGAAAACUAAAAAAAAAAAUAUUCCCAACUCAACCGGUCCCAAGCUGAGGAUUAAGCAAUGGGUUUGAUAUAGCACUUCAAAUAUCUUCUAAGUCGAUAGUUUAUUAUUUAUUUAUUUAUUAAUUAUUAAACUAAAGUGAAGAUAAGUAUCGUGCGCGCUCUUUCAUCAC
Ruditapes philippinarum (Manila clam) is the source of this 1790-nucleotide messenger RNA. RefSeq lists its product as uncharacterized. The record is from RefSeq and is a predicted model, not a curated record. The transcript has 5 exons. NCBI's taxonomy places the organism in Eukaryota, Metazoa, Mollusca, Bivalvia, Venerida, Veneridae. Bases 140 to 1216 code for a protein of 358 amino acids.